AAGACAAUCAAGGGCUCGUGGACGGCCGCAGAGGACGCCAAACUGGUCGAGCUCGUCGACGAGUUCGGGUCCGAGAAGUGGGUCAUCAUCUCGUCGCAGAUGGGCUCGAGGUCGGGCAAGCAGUGUCGCGAGCGGUGGCACAACCACCUCAACCCGAACAUCAAGAAGAGCGACUGGUCGCCCGAGGAGGACGCCCUCAUCCGCGACCUGCACGCCAAGAUUGGGCCUAGGUGGGCCGAGAUGGCCAAGCACCUUCCCGGCAGGCCCGACAACUCGAUCAAGAACUACUGGAACGCGUGCGUCCCCUCUCUCCUUCCCUCCCUUCCUCGCCGUCGGGGACCCGAGCGACCGAGUCGAGUCGACCCUGACCUUCCGAUUCUCCCUUGCGCAGCCGACAAGCUCGCGAGAAGCGCGACCGGUCCAAGAGCAUGA
Rhodotorula graminis WP1 is the source of this 432-nucleotide messenger RNA. RefSeq lists its product as uncharacterized. Gene Ontology annotation, molecular function: RNA polymerase II cis-regulatory region sequence-specific DNA binding; DNA-binding transcription factor activity, RNA polymerase II-specific. The record is from RefSeq and is a predicted model, not a curated record. Gene Ontology annotation, cellular component: nucleus. The transcript is spliced from 3 exons. The annotation marks the transcript as partial. NCBI's taxonomy places the organism in Eukaryota, Fungi, Basidiomycota, Microbotryomycetes, Sporidiobolales, Sporidiobolaceae. Gene Ontology annotation, biological process: positive regulation of transcription by RNA polymerase II; mitotic cell cycle.